AUUAUCUCUUAUACAAAUCAGAGACAAAUUACAGUGAUACAAGACAACCCUCUAGGAUCGAGGAGGGCAUCUAGUAGAAUUCUGUACUCUUGGUUACACCAGUACCGUACUUGUAGCCCUUGCAGGAGCCGCAGCUACAGCCCAAUGACUACCCCUACAAUUCCGCAGGAACCAUUCCCAAUUUACCUUGUCAGCUCCAGCUACCUCCUCUACGACGCCACUGUAAUUUCCCACGUCCGCCGCACACACCGAAUGUCCGGCUGCCUGACUGGCACCCUCCCACAGAUCCCACAACAAAACAUAUUCCUUGGCCUACCUUUAGAGCUAAUGAUCGAGGAGGCGCUGCUUCUUGUUGAUAAAGGCGCCGGAUACAUUGUUGACGACGUACACGUUCACGAGCACGGCCUGCGGGACAUGCUAGAAGUGGAUAAACAUCAAUUUUUGGAAGAGCGAGAGGAAGGUCAGAGGAGGGGUGUAGAGGAGUAUGUCAGGAAGGUGCAGGAGAAGAGGGGUGUUUUUGUUCAGGGUCGGGGUAACGAUGAGGGGGGAGGGGUGGAUGGUGGUGGGCAAGGGACUGAAGGCGGACGGGGCGAUGUGGCCGAGGGGGAAACGGUGUUCGAGAAUUCAUCGGUAUCAAACUCGAGACCGGCUGCUACGACAGCUGUACCAGCUCCAACAGCUGCGAAUGCGGUCAUGUACUAUCCUACGCCGGCAAUCUCCCAUCCGAUAUACCACCGCCCUCCAGUUCCCUGGGAUAUACGGACGGCGCCGCUGCGACCACAAAGAACGCAGGGAUAUCCGCUCUACAAGCACCUUCAUGAGAGGGGAUACUUCCUCUCGCCUGGGCUCAGGUUCGGGUGUCAGUAUAUGGCGUACCCUGGAGAUCCGCUACGAUUCCACUCGCACUUCGUCGUUAAUGGUCUGGGAUGGGAUGAAGAGAUUGAAAUGCGGGACGUGGUUGGCGGGGGGCGAUUGGGGACUGGGGUUAAGAAGGCGUGGAUGAUUGGGGGGGAAGAUGGGACGGGGGAGGUUAGGACGUUUUGUGUGGAGUGGGGUGGGUUUUAGAAGGGGUGUUAUAGGGGAGCUUGGAUGUGGGGGUGGCCUUUCGGAAGUCAUCGUAUAUGGCAAUAGAGAUGAGGGAGGUUCGGUGUUAUGGUGAUAAGAUAACUAGUUAUUUGUAACGGAGAAUCCAAAGCAAGUAACUUUU
Molecule: messenger RNA, 1207 nt
Organism: Tuber melanosporum (Perigord truffle)
Lineage: Eukaryota; Fungi; Ascomycota; Pezizomycetes; Pezizales; Tuberaceae
Exons: 2
Coding region: 145-1065 (306 amino acids)
Biological process (GO): tRNA splicing, via endonucleolytic cleavage and ligation; tRNA-type intron splice site recognition and cleavage
Cellular component (GO): tRNA-intron endonuclease complex
Molecular function (GO): nucleic acid binding; tRNA-intron lyase activity
Source: RefSeq, a predicted model, not a curated record